GAGGUAAGACCAGUCCGACGAAGGGAAGUGAGUUGAUAACCGGAGUGUAUAUACACCGAGGCUGAAGCCACUUAUGAGCACUCCGAGUUCUAGGACAACCGCUACUAUGAAGUUGCUUGCUGCUUCUUUGGUGCUUUCAGAACUUAUCCUUGUGAUGUUGCCUCCGAGGGAUUGUUUCCCUGAUAAAACGCCGACACUUUGUGACGAAGUCCGGUGUGAUCCGGGUUUUACCUGUGGAGAAGCAGAUAGUGUUUGCGGCGAGGAAAUAUGUAAAAUACCGUAUUGUGUGCGCGAAUCUGCAGUUUUACAACAAGUGUUCAGAAAUCCAAUCUAUGUGAACCACUCCUCGAACGAGUCAGCCGAGCCAGGAAGUUUAAACCUCUCCUUCCCAGAAGCAAUGCCGUCGUCAGGAGACCCAGGCACCCAAAUUGAAGUAACGGGAAGUCCAGAAUAAGACAGUGAAGAGACGCAGUUCCAGCACAUCGCCCCUCAUCCCAACAUGUCCUGCGUACAAGGGCUGUGCCAUGUUCCUGAACAUGUUCCUGAACAUGUUCCUUAUUAUCUGCCUUCAACGUUGAUGUGUUGAUUGUAAUAUUUUGUCAAAUAAACUUGACGAUUUCGAA
This is a messenger RNA of Zootermopsis nevadensis, 623 nucleotides long. The record is from RefSeq and is a predicted model, not a curated record. Lineage: Eukaryota; Metazoa; Arthropoda; Insecta; Blattodea; Termopsidae.